Molecule: messenger RNA, 183 nt
Organism: Clunio marinus
Lineage: Eukaryota; Metazoa; Arthropoda; Insecta; Diptera; Chironomidae
Source: the annotation of a GenBank genome assembly
AUGAAGAAGAUUAAACAACAACAAUCAAAGUUCAACACUGCAGUAUUCAACGAUAAUUUUCUAUUAAUUUUCACUUUUUGCAAUUCAAUGUCCGAAGCGCAGAGAAUUGCAAAUGACUUAUGCGUCAAUUUUAUAAGAAUGUUUCUGAUGAAAAAGAGGAAACAAAAAGCUUUUGAUAUCUAA